Molecule: messenger RNA, 2463 nt
Organism: Venturia canescens
Lineage: Eukaryota; Metazoa; Arthropoda; Insecta; Hymenoptera; Ichneumonidae
Gene: Tdc2
Product: Tyrosine decarboxylase 2
Exons: 12
Coding region: 100-1989 (629 amino acids)
Biological process (GO): amino acid metabolic process
Cellular component (GO): cytoplasm
Molecular function (GO): pyridoxal phosphate binding; carboxy-lyase activity
Source: RefSeq, a predicted model, not a curated record
AAUUUCCACGUUUCCUGUAUCCGGUUGACUCUUGUUCAAGCUCCCGAUCGCAGCGGAUCGCGUCCGCCCAAGUUUCGAACCGAGUUUCCAUUCUCGUUUAUGACACGGACUAAUUCUUUAAGGGAAGGCACACAAAUGGACGUCAAAGAGUUUCGCGUGAGGGGGAAGGAGAUGGUCGAGUACAUAUGCGAUUUCAUGAGUAACAUUCACAAUCGUCGUGUCACACCGGACGUUGGUCCCGGAUACCUUCGACCGUUGCUUCCAUCCGAGCCGCCCCACGAACCCGAGUCUUGGGAUAAAAUAAUGAACGACGUCGAAUCGAAGAUCAUGCCAGGAAUAACUCAUUGGCAACACCCACGAUUUCACGCUUAUUUCCCAGCAGGUAACUCAUAUCCUUCGAUUCUCGGUGACAUGCUCAGCGACGCUAUUGGAUGCAUCGGAUUCUCAUGGGCCGCCAGCCCAGCGUGCACGGAACUCGAGACAAUCGUCUGUGACUGGUUCGGCAAAGCCAUUGGACUACCCAACGACUUUUUAUACUUCAGCCCAAACAGCAGAGGAGGCGGAGUCAUACAAGGUUCGGCUUCGGAGUGCGUUCUCGUGUGCAUGUUAGCCGCGAGAGCUCAAGCGAUCGCGAGGCUCAAAGAGUCCCCGAAUUAUUCGCACCUCGACGAGACAGCUCUGCUCGGAAAGUUGAUGGCUUAUUGCGGCCGCGAGAGCCACAGUUGCGUCGAAAAAGACGCGAUGAUAUGUUUCGUCAAGCUGCGAAUUCUCGAGCCCGAUGAGAAGAGCGUUAUGCGCGGAGAAACUUUUCAUCAGGCAAUCGAAGCCGACAUCGCCGAGGGCUACGUGCCCUUCUUCGUCUCAACUACCCUUGGGACCACGGCCUGUUGCUCCUUCGAUAAUCUCAAGGAAAUUGGUCCAGUUUGCAAAAAAUAUCCGGGGAUCUGGCUCCACGUGGAUGCCGCCUACGCCGGGAACUCGUUCAUCUGCCCGGAGCUCAAGUACCUGAUGGCAGGAAUCGAGUACGCCGAUUCUUUCAACACGAAUACCAAUAAGUUUUUGCUCACGAAUUUCGACUGUUCCUGUUUGUGGGUCCGAGAUCGUUUCAAACUGACGAGUGCUCUCGUCGUCGAUCCGCUGUACCUCCAACAUACUCAUGCGGAUACAGCGAUCGAUUACCGACACUGGAGCAUCCCCCUCAGCAGACGCUUCAGAUCGCUCAAACUCUGGUUCGUCAUUCGGAGCUACGGAAUUUCCGGUUUGCAGUCCUACAUUCGCAAUCAUCUCAAACUCGCCAAAGAAUUCGAGGCUCUCGUCAAGAAGGACUCGAGAUUCGAACUGUGCAACGAAGUGGUGCUCGGUCUGGUCUGCUUUCGAGCGAAAGGCUCCGACAAAUUGAAUCAAAAGCUGCUGAGUGCCAUCAACGAUUCGGGCAAAAUUCACAUGGUCCCAGCGAAAGUCAACCAACGAUACACGAUCCGUUUUGCUCUUGCUUCUCCACAAGCAUCGUCCGAAGAUGUCGAAGUAGCAUGGAACGUGAUAACGGAUUUCCUGUCAGAAAUCCUCGAGUCAAAGGACGUGAUGGACGAGCUCGCGGAUAUUCGCGAGAAGAAAAGAAAGGCGACUCUGGAACAACGAAGAUCGUUUUUCGUUCGCAUGGUAUCGGAUCCCGCGAUUCAGCCGGGAUUCACCAAAACACCCAACAGACCAGAAGCGAAAUUGGAAACUCAAGCGACCAUUGGUGGAAUUGGAUCGAACUCUCAUCGUGUAGCAAGUUCCUGGAUCUCUUGGCCACUCGCGUAUUUCAUGCAGUCGCGUGAGGACGGUGAAACGAGCGAACUUUCUCUGAGAUUUCGUCAUUUGGACACGAUGGUGCGUUUGAAGACGGGCGGUGCGGGGAGUCGACGCGGCAGCAGCAACGGUUGCAGCCCCGAAUUAUCGCCCGCAGCUUCACCGUUACGCGGCAGAUCACCGAACGGUCGAACAUAAUGGGAAACAAGAUGAAAGAUCACGUUAAACAGAAACAAAAACGAUGAAAAAAAAAGAUCACAAAGUCUCGGGCUUUCGACGAACCUUGCAUAUCUACGAUGGCGAAUUAAGGAGUGUCAAGAUGGACGAGCAAUAUCGCUAAAAAAGUCAAAUCUCUAGCAUAAUUGUGACCGAAAUAAGAAUAACUAAAAAAGAAAUGGAAAUUUCGAGUAGCAUCAUGAGCAAACGAAUGAUUCGACGGUUCUAUCAGUCUCCGCGUGUUCUGACAUGAUUAAAUAAAAGACGACUCAAGAUUGAAAAAUAAAUUCUAUCUGACAAUUGAUUAGCAGAAUUGUUUUAUGGCUUUGUAUUUUUGUUUGGAUUGUUAACUCGUUACAUCUCGAUUAAUCUAUAUGAAAAAUUAUAAACAAUGUGCGAUGAAGAAAAACAAAAUUGGACGAAAUAAAAAGAGUCGUAAAUUUGGGUGCACAUUCA